AUGAGUCUAGUCGAGGCUCUCCGGGCCCGAAGAAGCGCCCUCAAUACGAACGCUAGACCGCCUGUUGUCAUUUGGGAACCCAUACCCGAUCUUUGCACGCCGGCAGAGUUGAAGAAUCUUCAGCAAGCAAGCACUUUCGUGAACGUCAUCAGUCCCAACGGAGAGGAGCUCGCCGACUUUUUUGCUUCCGGGAACAAAUCGAUCGCAGAGGAGGACAUGGUACGAUCGUUGCUCACCAACUGCGGUGAAAACCCAGAACAAGCCGUAAUUGUGCGCAAUGGCGCUGAUGGGAGCAGACUUCAUUGUCGGGGUCGCGUUCUACAUUUCAAGGCGUACCAUCAGGACGCUGAACGUGUGAUAGAUCCUACCGGCGGCGGAAACUCCUAUCUUGGCGCCAUGGCAAUGGCAUUGACGAAACGUGUUCAACCAGGGCUCGAAGCGACUGCACAAUGUCUGAAUUCAUCGAUCACUUCCGAGUCACGGAGCUUGUUAGAGAUGAUCCUCGCUGCUGUCCACGGCACGAUCGCCGCAAGCUACGCUAUUGAGCAGAUAGGCACGCCAUCGCUGGAUGGCGGAUGCGGUGUGUGGAAUGGCGAGGCUUACGAGGAUAGAUACACGUUGUAUCUGCGUCGGGAGAAGUCGUAUCUGUCGCAUCAGCUCGCGACACAGGGCCAGAAUCUGAUACCAUCUUGA
This is a messenger RNA of Cyphellophora attinorum, 693 nucleotides long. RefSeq lists its product as uncharacterized. The record is from RefSeq and is a predicted model, not a curated record. The transcript has a single exon. The coding region runs from base 1 to 693 and encodes 230 amino acids. Lineage: Eukaryota; Fungi; Ascomycota; Eurotiomycetes; Chaetothyriales; Cyphellophoraceae.